Prunus avium (sweet cherry) is the source of this 4100-nucleotide messenger RNA. RefSeq lists its product as uncharacterized. The record is from RefSeq and is a predicted model, not a curated record. NCBI's taxonomy places the organism in Eukaryota, Viridiplantae, Streptophyta, Magnoliopsida, Rosales, Rosaceae. Gene Ontology annotation, molecular function: protein binding.
GUAAUUCAAUUCAAUUCCGUUUUCUCCUGACUUAUCUUCCUUAUCUUCCCUCUCCACCGACUUUCUGCUCCAACUCUCUCUCAUUUUCAAAAACAAAAAUCUCGCUCACUCUUCCACUCUCUCAGCUGCCACAAACACAAGCCCCACAACGAAAAGGAAGAUGAAUAUGCAAGCAUGGAGAGCAGUCUCAUGCCUCCCAAGUACAUUGCGCUCUGGGUAUGAACUGGAGCCCUCCUCCUCGCCAAUUGUGAAGAAGAGUAGUUGGCUCAUGAGCAAAUGAAGCAUGUCGAAGCUUGAAAAAACAUGAUAUCUUCCUCUUCAUUCUCAAACGUAUUAUUCCUCACACGCCACUCUCUUCAUUUCUAUUCGCCUUAUUCUCUAUUCUCUUGCAAAGCUCUUAUUCACCACAUCUCAAACGCACUUCUCCAAUUUAACCCCAAACUCUUGAACCCCCAUUUUGUUUCCAAAUUACAGCCCAACCAUGUCCACCACAUCCCUCUCAGCCUCCAAUCCAACUCCAUUUGCACCCAUCACUUGCUUGAUUGGUCCCGCAACUCUCUCGGCUUACACCACUCCCAGCAGGCCUUUUGUGCCCUUAUUCAUCUGCUGCUCCGUCACCGAAAGCUGGCUCCGGCUUCACAUCUUUUCGAUACAAUGGUAUGCCAAUUUGGGACUCAUUUUCACUUUUUUGCUGCUUUUUCUGAGAUUUCUCCCGAUUAUGCUUCGGAUUAUAGUGAUCUUUAUAGCUUUCUGAUUGAGAACUUUUGUCGGAAUGGGAUGCUAGAUUCGUCUAUUGAAACAUUCAUUCAUAUGUGUAAAUUGGGAGUUCCGGUGUCUCCUUAUGUGUUAUCUAGAAUGUUGACUUUUUUGGUUGAUUCAAAUCGUAUCCAUGUGAUUCUUGAUUUAUAUGGACAAGUGUGUAAAGCAUUGAGAGGACAGUGUUUCUGUGUGUAUGAGUUUGUUAUGGUUGCUCUUCUAAACAAGGGUAAAGUUGAAACGGGUUUGGAUUUUCAUUCUGCUGUGAUUGAAAGAGGCUUUGUGGUUGAUGUUGUUGCUUGUAACAAGAUUUUAAAGCGUCUUUGUAAAGAAAAUCUGAUUGGAGUUGGGGAAGAUUUCUUUAAUGUAUUGAUAAUGGGUGGUCCUGCGCCAAAUGUGGUGACAUUCAGCACGAUGAUUAACGCGUAUUGUAAGGAUGGGAAAUUGGAGGAGGCCAUUAAGCUUUAUAAGGUUAUGAUAGAGAAGGGUGUCAGCCCUGACUUGGUUGUAUAUAGUAUUCUAGUUGAUGGUCUUUUUAAGGCAGGGAAAUUGGAGGAGGGGCUUCGACUUUUUUCAGAGGCAUUAGAUAGCGGCAUUAGGUUGGAUGUAGUCAUUUUCAGUUCCGUUAUGGAUGCCUAUGUGAGAAUUGGAGACUUGGUGAAGUCAGUGGAGGUCUACGGAAGAAUGCUGAAAGAAGGGAUCUUGCCAAACCCUGUUUGUUACACCAUUCUUAUAAAUGGUAUGUGUCAGGAUGGUAAGGUCAUGGCGGCUUGUGGCAUAUUCGGUCAGAUUGUGAAGUGUGGUUUUGUGCCAUCCAUUCUAACUUACAGUAGUUUGAUUGAUGGAAUGUGCAAAUUGGGGAAUUUAAAGGAUGCAUUUUACUUGUAUGAGAGUAUGAUCAAGACUGGCUAUGAACCUGAUAUUAUUCUUUAUGGUGUGCUAGUAAACGGCCUUUGCAAACAGGGGCUGAUGGGUGAUGCUCUUAGGUUCUUCUUUCAGGCUGUUUAUAGGGGUGUAAAGCCCAAUGUCUAUACUUUUAAUAUGUUAAUAGAUGGUUGCUGUAGAUUAAAAAGACUAAGUGAUGCUUUGAAGGUGUUCAUCCAAAUGGGAGUUUAUAACAUAAAACCUGAUAUGGUGACGUAUACUGUGAUUAUUAAGGGUAUCUCUGAAGUAGGGAGAUUAAAAGAUGCGUUAGUAUUUUUCUUCCAAUCAUUAAAGAAGGGGUUCUUGCCUGAUGUUGUAACGUAUUGCACACUAAUUGAUGGUUGCUGCAAGCAGAAACAUGUGUAUUAUGGACUCUGGAUUCUAGAGAUGAUGCGAAGAAAUGGAGUAAGUCCUGAUAUUGCCAUUUAUAAUGUUCUCAUUAAUAUGCUUUUCAAAGAAAGUUAUUUAGAAGCUGCACAAGAACUCUUUGAGCAACUUACUGAAAGUGGGCCAGAACCUGACAUUGUUACGUACAACACAAUGAUUUGUGGUUAUUGCUCUCUGAGAAGGUUAGAUGCAGCUGUUCAUCUUUUUCAAAAGCUGAUACAGGGACAGUGUAAACCCAAUGCCAUUACUUGUACUAUACUGAUUGAUGCUUUUUGCAAAGAAGGUAACAUGGAUGAUGCCAUGUUGAUGUUUGAUAAAAUGCUGGAAAAGGAUCCUGAACCUAAUUUGGUCACAUAUAGUUGUCUUAUUGAUGGUUAUUUUAAAUCUGAAAACAUGAAAAGUGCAUUUGAACUGCACGAAGAGAUGCUUAAAAACAUCUCUCCCAAUAUAGUCAGUUAUAGCAUCCUCAUGGAUGGUCUUUGCAAGAGAGGACUAACGGAGAGAGCAUCCCUUGUGUUUCAUUGUGCUAUAGAAAGGGGUUUGGUGCCUGAUGUAAUAGCAUAUGGGAUUCUGAUUCGAGGUUACUGCAAGGUAGGAAGAAUGGCAGAAGCCCUCAUUUUGUACGGCCAUAUGUUAAUUAGUGGCAUCAUGCCGGACGCUGUCAUACAAAGGACGAUCACUGAGCAUAUUCUUGAAGCUGAUCAACGGAAAUAAUCGACCGCUCAACCGCAUGAUCUGCAGAUAAGAUCUGUUCUGUAAUACAGUGUGCCACUUGGAGCCUGCGUGGUCACCUUUUUGCACCCUUUACCUAUCUGGUACUACCUACUAGCUAAUUGUUGUACUAACACCAUAAUUUUCUAAGCCCGGGUGAGUUCAUGUUGUUUCUCAUUCAAAUUAUUAGUUACGUAUAUGUCUAUAUACAUUUCUUGAUCAUUUUGCUGAUAAUAUUAUCAGAAUUAUUGCUUAGAGCUUCAAUUUCUCAGGUUCUGCUUAGUGUGUCUUUUAAUUUUCUAGUCUUAGUAGGAAUAGGAGUUUCACUUUAAUCAAUUGUUGUAGAAAGCAUUUGAUAAAAAUAAAGCAGUAAGCCCAUAAAGCCUGAAAAUUCCCAUUUUGCUUGAAGUUUAUUAUUGGAUAUCAUGUGACAAGCUUCAAAACUAUGAUCUAGUUAGCUACAAGAUCAUUUUCCAGUUAUGAGAUUACUGUGGAUUAGAAAUUGGUUAGCUGUAUAAUUUAUGGUUUGGGCAAGUAGUAGUAGCUUAUGAUUACAAUAUUAGGAAUUCAGGUUCUAGCAUUUUGUAAAUUAAUGUAGGAUCUGUUCCUGUACAAUCAAUACAUGCUGCUACUAGUGCUCAUUUCGAAAAAAAUGUGAAUGAUUUGGUUGGGGAAUCUACCUGUCAAGUAAGAAGCUGCGUUUUAUCGUUGCAGGAUAUCAAUUACUUUCAAACUCUGUUAUCGUUUCAAUUACUUUUAAACUCUGUUAUCGUUGCAGGAUUUCAAUUACUUUCAGAAAAAUGGAUAAUAGCAAGAUUCCAUACUUUUUUUUUCACAAUCCCGAGCUUCGGGAAAUUAAACCUUUUGUUCAUUCUCCCUUUGCCAAAUAAAAAAUCCAGCAAGAUGAACAAGGGGAGCCUUAUUCCUAUUUUCCUGUCAAGUCACAAGUUCAACAGAACUUGCAUCAAGACGACGAACUUAACCGUACUGAAUCCAAGAGUGGUAAGAAGCGGAAUAUCAACUCUUCUUUUGUUCUUGAGAAAGAUGAUUUCCCUCCACUUGGCAGUUUAAGUUCUGUGAACAGACGGACCGUCAACAGACGAUGAGUUAUAAUUUUAAUUUUUUUUCUUCUUAGCUUGUAUGUGAUUGCAUAGGGGGUUAAAUUUAUUGUAUCUGGUAAAAUAAUUAAACCGGGUGUUUUCAAAUCAUCCUUCUGUAUCCUUCAAUAAACUGUUUGUAUUUCCUUUUAUCCUUUUUCUUUCUUCCAAAACUUCCUUGUAUCCGUCAAUAAACUCUUUGUACUUGUAAUUGUAACUUUAUAA